Molecule: messenger RNA, 4312 nt
Organism: Scophthalmus maximus (turbot)
Lineage: Eukaryota; Metazoa; Chordata; Actinopteri; Pleuronectiformes; Scophthalmidae
Gene: nlk1
Product: nemo-like kinase, type 1
Exons: 11
Coding region: 137-1564 (475 amino acids)
Biological process (GO): intracellular signal transduction; protein phosphorylation
Cellular component (GO): cytoplasm; nucleus
Molecular function (GO): MAP kinase activity; ATP binding
Source: RefSeq, a predicted model, not a curated record
UCUCUCUCUCUCACCCUCUCACACACACACACACACACACACACACACACUCACCCUCCCUCCCUCCCUCUCGGGGAUGGAUCCCGCUGCCUGAGGAGCUCGUGUUCCGUCCACGGCCUGUUCCUCCGGCGGCACCAUGUCGUUCCACGGCGCGGGCCGACCGACCGUGUGCGGGGACCUGUUUCCGGGCUCCGAGUUGGGCCACAAGUAUUUCUGCGUGAACUCGUCGUGCGGAGCUCCGUCCACGGGCCUGAGCGCCACGCCGUGCCUCACCGGACCCACCGCGCCGGCCGGGACGCCCCGUCACCCCACUGCCCUCGGGGGCAGCGCCGGCGGCGGAGCAGCGGUGCCGCAGCCCUACAGCAACCCGGCCAGCGAGGUGCCCAGCCCGGCCGAGAUGGAGCCGGACCGACCCAUCGGCUAUGGCGCAUUUGGUGUCGUGUGGUCCGUGACUGAUCCCAGAGACGGACGCAAAGUGGCUCUGAAGAAGAUGCCCAACGUCUUCCAGAACCUGGUCUCCUGUAAGAGGGUCUUCAGAGAGCUGCGCAUGCUCUGCUUCUUCAAACACGACAACGUUUUGUCGGCUCUGGAUAUUUUGCAGCCUCCGCAAAUCGACUGCUUCGAGGAAAUCUACGUGAUCACAGAGCUGAUGCAGAGCGACCUCCACAAAGUGAUCGUGUCUCCUCAGCCUCUCACCACCGACCACAUCAAGGUCUUCCUCUACCAGAUCCUCCGAGGUCUGAAGUAUCUUCACUCUGCUGGGAUCCUGCACAGAGACAUCAAACCUGGCAACCUGCUGGUCAACAGCAACUGUCUGCUGAAGAUCUGUGACUUCGGACUGGCCCGUGUGGAGGAGCCCGACCCGUCGCGUCACAUGACCCAGGAGGUGGUGACUCAGUACUACCGGGCGCCCGAGGUGCUGAUGGGCUGCCGACACUACGGCUCGGCCAUCGACGUCUGGUCCGUGGGCUGCAUCUUCGCCGAGCUGCUGGGACGACGGAUCCUCUUCCAAGCCCAGAGCCCGAUCCAGCAGCUGGACCUGAUCACCGACCUGCUCGGGACCCCGCCCCUGUCGGCCCUGGCCUCAGCCUGUGAAGGAGCCCGGGCCCACAUCCUGAGGGGGCCGCACAAACCGCCGUCGCUGUCCGUCCUCUACAUGUUGUCUGACGGAGCGACCCACGAGGCCGUUCACCUGCUGUGUCGCAUGCUGGUGUUCGACCCGGCGAAGAGGAUCUCCGGCAGCGACGCCCUGUCCCACCCGUACCUGGACGAGGGGCGUCUGCGGUACCACACCUGCAUGUGUCAGUGCUGCUACUCGGUUCCCAGCGGACGAGUUUACACCCGCGACUUCGAGCCGGUGGCCGAGCGUCCGUUCAGCCACAGCUACGAGAACAGUCUGCUGUCGGUGUGGCAGGGCAAAGAGUUGAUCCAUCGCUUCAUCACCGAACAUCAGCAGGGGAAACGAGUCCCGCUCUGCAUCAACCCUCAGAGCGCUGCGUUCAAGACCUUCAUCAGGUCGACGGCGUGGCAUUCGUCCAAGGUGUCCAGGAAGGAGGAGAGAUGAGCGACACUCCUCUUCAGAGGUUUUUUUUAUUUUUCCCUUUUGACUGUGGCAUCCGAAAACACUGAAGACCCCCCCCCACACACAUCCCCCACCCCACCACCUCCUUCAGUCGAACCUCCUCCUGAAAAUCCUCGGAUCAUUUUUUUCCCUUGAAAAAGUUUCCUGAAAAUGAAAACUGGUGAUGACUCUUAACGCUUGAGACGUUUCUGCUGCUGGAAGAGGAAAAGACCUGCUGAGACGUUCGCAGAAGGAGACGUGAACCUCGGUUCUGUUUCACAAAGACGUUUUCAUUUUUUGUAGUUUGUUGAAUAGUAAUAGAGGUUGUUUUUUUUCUUUUUCUUUUUGAAGUCAUUCCAGUUGUGCAAUAUGUUUCACGUAGAAUCACCAGGAACCGACCGGAUCAUCACCACGACGACGUCAAACAAACAUGACAUCAUCACUCACUGUGUUUCCUCCGCUCGCCGCCUCCGGGCGUCACCGCGGUAACAAUGCAACUUUACUGAUGUAGCAAGUUCUGACCUCCGUGACCUUCAGACACGUUCAACACGAGAGAAACAAGUUCAACUUAUCACAGAUAUUUGUUUUAUUUUGAAAAUCAUGACAUGACGUGUGUUUGGCCAAAACUCCGUUGUUCUUCCUCCUCCUCCUCCUCGUCGUCGUGUGAUGACUCCUGGUGAAGCAGCAGCGAAACGAGGGGAAUAUUUUUUUAAUAAUCAAUUUCUAAUUUAUUGUGUUUGUUGACGAGUGAGUCUCCGCCCCCUCGACCUCGGUGACCUCCGACCCUGCAGGAGAACAACUGACCUGAGGUGAAACCCUCUCCCGCCAUUCCUCUGGAUUCUCUCACCUCGUGCUCGCUCCCCGUCUCUCGCCGCCGCGAGGCUUCAGAGACGUUGUCGGUGAAAUGCUGCUGUUUCUUUUCUCUUCCUCUGGUUUGUAGUUUGACUUCCUGUCGGCUCAGGUGUGUCCAGGUGUUUCCUGCUGUAGACGAUGACGUGAACCAUUAUUGAUCCAGGAGGAUCAGGUUUCAGACUCUACACUGUAAGAAGAAAAGGAAAGUGUUGAUGGAUUCAGAAUCUUUUUCCGAGUGACUUCAUUUUUCUGAUCUUUGAUUUCAUGAGAUGGACGAGAAACUUCCGAAGGUCGACUUCUCCCGUCUGGACACAUGAAUCAUAUUCCUCUGGGAUCAGACUUCAAGAGAAAGUCUAGAAUUGAACUGAACAGUUAUUUAUUAUUAAGAUAAUGAUUAAUUGUUCACCAGCAAGUGAAAAAAAUUCUUCAAAAAGGAAGUCAGAUGAAUCACGUCCAUCUGUUCUGAUGAGUGAGACGUUCAGGUCCAUUGGGACGUAAACAUUUGAUCUUUAUUAUACAGUAAUAAUAACAUGUGACGUGAACGAGUCCAUGCUUUGUUUUUAUCAUUUAAAGUUAUCUUGAAGUUCUUUUUAGUUUUCCAAAGUGAUGCGUUCAAGGACGCUCUGACGUUCCAACCUGCUCCAGAUUUACCCAGAAGCUUUUUUUGAAACGUAUUAGUUGAUUUGAUCAGAUCGAUUCUUAUUGACGAACAAGAAGAGAAGUGAGUCUACAACCUGAUGAAGAGCAAACGUGUCCGCCACCAAAUCAACGUCACGUCAGAACAUCUCAAACAGAACAGUUGGUCAGACGCUCUUCAGUUGCAGCUUGACGGUGGAGAAGCUGUGGAUUCAGAUUGACAUUUUUUCUUUUUUAUUUCUUUGGUUGUUGUAGUUGUACUUGCCCUGAUCCCCCAGCAGGGGGGGGGGGGGGGGGGGGGGCUGAGCGUCCCCCCGUCGGCCCCCGACACUUCAGAGAGAAACCGAGACGCCAUCUUGUAAAUCUGCAUGUGUAUAUUUAUUAUCGAGAGCGUUUGGCUUCGACUGCUGUCCGACGGACGAGAACAUUUAAUAAUUCAUCUUUAGUGAUUUUUAUUUUCAUUAGAAGUUUUCAGUUUUUCUCUUCUGGUUGAUUGAGUUUGUCGUGAUGACGAGAGUUUUCCAGACUCUGGAGGUUUUUCCACGUCUGUUAAUAAUAAUGUGUUACCUGAGAUGGAAAAAAACAAAUCGUGUUCUGAUUACUUUAUUAUUUCCACUAAUCAACUGCUUUUUUAAUCCCGUUAUUUAUUUAUUUAUUAUGAAUAUUAGUUUCCGCCUCAACACUCCGACAGUUUCACUCCAUCUCGUACGGACGGUUUCAUAAAUUCAUCUGAGGGGAUUUAAUCACCGAUAUUCACUUAUUGAUCAUCUGGACGUCGCGUCACGUUGAUUUCUCAGUUAUGAUCUGAUGGGACCGGUGACCCGGAUGUUUCUGAUCCGUCGACGAGUCGUCAUAGCGAUGAGAACCUCAACGACUCGUCUGAAGGUUUCUCCUCUGGACUUUAUUUUCUUUAUUUUAAUUUUUUCCUCCCGUUGUCGUUGUGUUCUAGACCUUUUUAAACUAGACGACCCGUCGAUCAGCUGACCGGUGCGUUCGGAGUCUAGACGUUGUCGUGGAGACGGACUGACGGACAGCUGGUCACCUGUAGAGAGUAGACUCGUUUUCUUCUUUGAAAAGAAACUUGAUGUGUUUAUUAAUAUAAAAAUGAAACUGAUGUGUUUUUUUCGUCUUCGUUUUAGCAAAAUAAAACCCUUUUUGUUUUCCCUUUUUUGACUUGUUCCCAACAAAUACUUGAAUUUCUUAAAAAAAAUGUUUAGAGUUAAAGUAGUGAAUGAUGAAUAAAUAAAUGGACACUGGAUAAUA